Messenger RNA from Entrophospora sp. SA101, 429 nucleotides. Lineage: Eukaryota; Fungi; Glomeromycota; Glomeromycetes; Entrophosporales; Entrophosporaceae. The record is from the annotation of a GenBank genome assembly.
AUGAUUGAAGAUGAAAUUGAAAAAUCAGCCAAAGAGCUAAAUCUUGUAGAAAAUGAUAGAAAUUGGUGGAGAGAACGAUUUCACGUAGUUUUAGAAAAACAUGGAAUAAGUGAUCCAGAUGAACUUGAACAAACUAAAGAAAAAUUGAAAAAAUCCGAAGGAGAAAAGGACACAUUAAUGAAAGAAAAGGACGUGUUAAUGAGAGAAAAGGAUGCAUUAAUUAAAGAAAAAGAUGCAUUAAAAGUAGAGAGAGACGCAAUAAAAGCAGAGAAUUCAAGAUUAAGAAUUGAUGUAGCCAACUUUAAAAAACAAAUUACUGAUUCAAAGAAACAAAUCGAUGAUUUAAAUAAAGAAAUACUUCAAUCUAAGAAAACAGAUCAAACUACUACCAAGAAUUUUCAGACCCUUAAGGGACAAGUAAGUUUAUAG